Stegodyphus dumicola is the source of this 642-nucleotide messenger RNA. RefSeq names its product elongation factor 1-gamma pseudogene. NCBI's taxonomy places the organism in Eukaryota, Metazoa, Arthropoda, Arachnida, Araneae, Eresidae. The record is from RefSeq and is a predicted model, not a curated record.
ACUAUUUUACAUGAUAUAUAUAUAUAUAUGUGUGAAAAAAUGGCACAAUUUGAUGCUAAAAAAUAUGCAGAGGUUCAACAACAGUUAGGUAAAAAUAAACCAGCCAAAGGAAAAGAAGAAAAACCUCAGAAGCCCAAAGAGGAAAAAAAGAAAAAGGAGCAGAAAUCUAAAAAAGAAGUUGCUGAUGAACCUGAUGAGACUGAAUUAGUCUUAGCUCAAGAACCCAAAUCCAAGGAUCCCUUUGAACAGUUUCCUAAGGGGACAUUCAACAUGGAUGAAUUCAAGCGAGUUUACAGUAAUGAAGAUGAAAGUGUAUCUGUGAAGUACUUUUUGGAGAAGUUUGAUCCUGAGAAUUAUUCGAUUUGGUGUUGUGAAUAUCUCUAUCCUCAAGAACUCACUCUUGUUUUCAUAAGAUGUAAUCUUAUUUCAGGUAUGUUCCAGAGACUAGAUAAAUUAAGAACGAAUGCUUUUGGAAGUGUCCUCCUGUUUGGUGAAGACAACAAUAGCAGCAUUUCAGGUAUUUGUUUGUGGCGUGGACAUGAGUUGGCUUUCAAGCUUUCUGAAGACUGGCAAAUUGAUUAUGAAUCAUACAGUUGGAAGAAAUUAGAUCCAUCCUCAGAAAAAAACAAAGUAGUGAAUUAA